UUUCUCACUACCAAACACAUUAACAGGAAGCAGAGUUCUGAUUUGAUCUUUGUGAACUAAAGUGCGGAAACAACGAAUCCGCCAACUACCCUGUUUUGUUUCCACGUGUAGAACGCUCUUAAUUUUAAUGUUGCGAAAGUCUCUCAAAAACUAAACCGAAGCUAUAAUCAUAAAGCAUGGUCUGUAUGGCCAAAUCCACAAUCUGAACUUGGUCAGCAAGCCCAUCAUAUGACUCUCUAAAGUCAUCCUCCACUUCAAUGCUCAUUGGUCCAUCGCAUACCAUUUUUCCAUACCAAAAUCACUGAAAAGAAGUUAUGAUUAGGUGGUUUCGCACCAAUUUCACUGCAUUCCUGUCUUAUUUAUAAAGACUGCAUCAACUAUCUUAUCAAACCACCAAGAGCUUCCCACCAUGUCCUUUUUCUGGUUCUCUAGCUUGGUCCGUUUGCACAUCACAUGGCCUAUUGUAUCCUAUGCUGCCACUUGGAUAACACUUCUAACGUUGACGGCGGCAGUGGCUUCUAUCUCACCGCAGGUGGCGUUUGUCUCUGCCAUAUCCCCCUCCUCUUCGUUCUCUCAGAAGUGCAGCACUGAUGGGUCCAUCAGAAUGCCCUUGGAUGUUCCAGGAGACAUCCUGUGUUUUCCUCCUCACAUGUUCGUGAAGUCCAAGGUUGACCUAAUCGUUCCACCCGUCUUUGCAGCAGCCAUUGUUGCGGCUUCUGCUUGCGUGGUCCGAGCUGCGGGCAUGUGGGAGCAUGAUCAAACUCGUUGAGAUGCAACUUAACUGGGUCUUCCUCUUAGGAUCAAAUCAUAUCUAUCUGAGACAAAAGAAUUAACAAAAUUCGAUUAUGUGUCACCUGAAAUUAACAGAUUUCGAGAUUAUGUGAUAAUUUUGCUGCUGAGAAGAGCUUCUGAUGAACACGGCCUGACGUGGAGAUUGGCUGUGAAACUGGGCUAAACUGGUUGCUUCUGUAUAUACGAGAUUAUUUAUUUUUUGAAAUCCACACAAGGAAAUUGUCAAAUGUUAGCAAUGAUGUGUUCGUAAUAAAUUUCUGAAUUAUUUGUCUUUCGGGUAUGCUGAUCAUAUGGGGAGUUAGAUUGAGGUCAAUGAUCAAUCUUACUUUUCAGUUAAAAUAAAUAUUCCAUUCAAUACUAACGGCGAAUAAUUUUCUAUA
Molecule: messenger RNA, 1172 nt
Organism: Vigna unguiculata (cowpea)
Lineage: Eukaryota; Viridiplantae; Streptophyta; Magnoliopsida; Fabales; Fabaceae
Source: RefSeq, a predicted model, not a curated record